Rhagoletis zephyria (snowberry fruit fly) is the source of this 1507-nucleotide messenger RNA. RefSeq lists its product as uncharacterized. The record is from RefSeq and is a predicted model, not a curated record. NCBI's taxonomy places the organism in Eukaryota, Metazoa, Arthropoda, Insecta, Diptera, Tephritidae.
UAGCACGUAUUGCACGAAAUGCAAAAAUACUAUUCAAAAUUUGCAAGAGUACGAGAGCACCCCUAUUGCAGAACUGUAGUUGCAUUCAAGUCAAACAGCUGAUUACAUAUGUGACAUUGUUUUUACCUAUCAAAAAACAAAACAAUUAAUGAACACAAAAAUGCCGCGCACUUCUGAAAAGCAAAAAAUUAUAAAUUUUCUGAUUGAACAAGCUGCUUUCGACAUUCUGCUUCAGGAUGGUAGUUAUUUACCUACAUUUGUAUAUAUGAAGCUAGUUUCUGGGAGAUUAUGGAAAAUUUGAAUGAAGAACUUAUAAUCACUUUAUCGAACUAUCGGGGAAGUUUUCAACAAGUGCCUAAAAGUUUGGAAUGGAGAACCACUAUCCUUCCACAAUUAGACGAAUACCGUUUUCAGCAGAUGCUUAGAGUUACGAGAGACCAAUUUACAUUUAUACUGUCUUUGAUUAGAAACAAUAUCGAAUUUAACAAAUCGCACUCUGUUAGACAAUAUUCGGUGGAUCAUCAACUGGCCAUAGUUUUAUUUCGUUUAGGCUCAUCUGGCGAAAAUGCGGCUAUUAGGAAAAUAGCUUCAGUGUUUGGAGUUGGUGAUGGUGAAACUAUUUACAAAAUAACAAAGAGAGUCUUUCAAGCUUUCUUGGAACUCAAGUCCAAAUAUAUUUACUGGCCGGAUGCUGCUGAAAGGCAAGAAAUAGUGAAAAACACGUAUAAUGAGAUGCCACAUUGUAUAGGAUACAUCGACGGUACUGAACUGAAACUUGCCGAAGCACCAGUGAAAAACCAUACAACUUAUUUUUCUAAAAGUCGGAUAUACUCUAUCAAAGCGCAAGUUGUAUGUGACCAUCAACUGAAGAUUCGACAUGUUGUAGUCGGACAUUAUGGAAGUGUUCACGAUGCUCGCAUGUUUCGUACUAGUACCCUCUGUACUGAAGAAGAUAAUUUUUUUUCUUUUGACCAAUGGUUAGCAGGAGAUUCUGCUUAUCCCUUACUAAAAACCAUCAUUACCCCAUAUCGAUCAAACUCCCAACAGUUGGACUACGCCAGACGCAAGGCCUUUAACUUACGCCAUAGUAGAUUUCGCGUGAGGAUAGAACAUUGUUUUGGGCUCCUUAAGGAGCGUUUUGGAAGCCUGAAAGAGCUGCGAGUUCGCAUUCAAGAUGAGAAGAGUCAUAAUUUUUGUUCAACUUGGUUCCUUGUUUGCUGCAUAUUGCAUAACAUACUACGAACCCCAUCUCAUGAUGUAGAUUAUAUGUAUAACGUACUUGAAGAUGACGAGGAACUGGAUGAGCUUACUAUGAAUGAAAUUGGUCAAAAUAGUAGUCAAGCAGAAUCCAAACGCAGCUAUUUGUGUGCAUUAAUGCUAGGCGAUUAAUAAAAUACUAAAAAUUUAUCAUUUCUUAUGAACCUACCUUAAGAUUGGUUCGUUCCUAAAAGGAUGUAAAAUAUUUAUUAAACAAACAAUUUUUUAUUUAAUAAUAGAAAGUGUUUAU